Dama dama (fallow deer) is the source of this 3102-nucleotide messenger RNA. RefSeq names its product cadherin 10 (gene CDH10). The transcript has 12 exons. Gene Ontology annotation, molecular function: calcium ion binding; cadherin binding. Lineage: Eukaryota; Metazoa; Chordata; Mammalia; Artiodactyla; Cervidae. Gene Ontology annotation, cellular component: adherens junction; catenin complex; plasma membrane. Gene Ontology annotation, biological process: multicellular organism development; cell morphogenesis; homophilic cell-cell adhesion. The coding region runs from base 264 to 2630 and encodes 788 amino acids. The record is from RefSeq and is a predicted model, not a curated record.
GCUUGAGUUAGGUUGAAGUAGAAUCAGUGAUAGGAAAUAACAGCCGAAAACAAACAAAAAGGGGAUAUAGUGACAAUUUCUCCAGGGUUAUUCUGGCUGGAACCAACUUCCGUUAUCCAGAAGCUGAUAAAAAAAAGCCUUUGGAAACAUGUCCAAAACACUGAUGAAAUGUUGGAAACCAGUUGAAAUACAGUAAAAUUCAACCGAAUAAAAUAAGACUGCUUUUUUCUUCAUCCACGUUGGAAAUUGUCAAGACGUGAACUAUGACAGUAUAUCAAUUUUUGCUACUAUUUCUGCUCUGGGUAUGCCUGCCACAUUUCUGUUCUCCAGAGAUAAUGUUCAGAAGGACUCCUGUGCCCCAGAAAAGAAUUUUAGGUGCACGUGUACCAAGGAGUGAUGGAAAAAUACUUCAUCGUCAAAAGCGUGGUUGGAUGUGGAAUCAAUUUUUCUUAUUGGAGGAGUAUACAGGAUCUGAUUAUCAAUAUGUUGGCAAGCUUCAUUCAGACCAAGAUAAAGGAGAUGGAUCCCUCAAAUAUAUUUUAUCUGGAGACGGAGCUGGUACUCUUUUUAUUAUUGAUGAAAAAACAGGUGACAUUCAUGCCACAAGAAGAAUUGAUAGGGAAGAAAAGGCCUUUUAUACUCUACGUGCACAAGCUAUUAACAGAAGAACUUUGAGGCCGGUAGAACCAGAGUCUGAGUUUGUGAUCAAAAUCCAUGAUAUCAAUGACAAUGAGCCAACGUUCCCAGAGGAAAUUUAUACAGCGAGUGUUCCUGAAAUGUCGGUUGUAGGUACUUCUGUGGUGCAAGUCACAGCUACAGAUGCCGAUGACCCUUCGUAUGGAAACAGCGCCAGAGUCAUUUACAGCAUACUUCAAGGGCAGCCAUAUUUCUCUGUGGAGCCUGAAACAGGUAUUAUAAGGACUGCUUUACCAAACAUGAACAGAGAAAACAGGGAGCAAUAUCAGGUGGUGAUCCAGGCCAAAGACAUGGGCGGCCAGAUGGGAGGCUUAUCGGGGACCACCACGGUCAACAUCACGCUGACAGACGUCAACGACAAUCCCCCGCGCUUCCCCCAGAACACCAUCCAUCUUCGAGUUCUUGAAUCCUCCCCAGUUGGCACAGCCAUUGGAAGUGUAAAAGCCACGGAUGCUGACACUGGGAAAAAUGCUGAAGUAGAAUACCGAAUUAUUGAUGGUGAUGGGACUGAUAUGUUUGACAUUAUAACUGAAAAGGACACCCAGGAGGGCAUCAUCACUGUGAAAAAGCCACUUGACUAUGAGAGCCGAAGGCUUUAUACUCUGAAGGCUGAAGCAGAAAAUACCCAUGUGGAUCCACGUUUUUAUUACCUAGGACCUUUUAAAGAUACAACAAUUGUGAAAAUCUCUAUUGAAGAUGUGGAUGAACCCCCUGUUUUCAGCAGAUCCUCCUAUCUGUUUGAGGUUCAUGAAGAUAUUGAAGUGGGUACAAUCAUUGGUACUGUGAUGGCAAGGGACCCAGAUUCUACUUCUAGCCCCAUUAGAUUUUCCUUGGAUCGCCAUACUGACCUUGACAGGAUCUUUAACAUACAUUCUGGAAAUGGAUCCCUUUAUACAUCAAAGCCACUUGACCGUGAACUAUCUCAGUGGCACAAUCUUACUGUUAUAGCUGCUGAAAUCAACAAUCCCAAAGAGAUGACUCGAGUGGCUGUUUUCGUGAGAAUUUUGGAUGUUAAUGACAAUGCCCCGCAAUUUGCUGUGUUCUAUGACACUUUUGUCUGUGAAAAUGCCAGACCAGGACAGCUAAUACAGACUAUAAGUGCAGUAGACAAAGAUGAUCCUUUAGGUGGACAGAAAUUUUUCUUCAGUUUAGCUGCUGUUAAUCCAAACUUCACAGUACAAGACAAUGAAGAUAACACUGCCAGAAUUUUAACCAGAAAAAAUGGAUUCAAUAGACAUGAAAUAAGCACUUACCUCUUGCCCGUGGUGAUUUCGGACAACGAUUACCCGAUUCAGAGCAGCACGGGCACGCUCACCAUCCGAGUGUGUGCCUGCGACAGCCAAGGCAACAUGCAGUCCUGCAGCGCCGAGGCCCUGCUCCUGCCUGCUGGGCUCAGCACGGGCGCCUUGAUCGCCAUUCUCCUCUGCAUCAUCAUUCUGCUGGUUAUAGUAGUACUGUUCGCAGCUCUGAAGAGACAGCGGAAGAAAGAGCCUCUGAUCUUGUCUAAAGAAGACAUCAGAGACAACAUCGUGAGCUAUAACGAUGAAGGUGGAGGCGAGGAGGACACUCAGGCCUUUGAUAUCGGCACCUUGAGGAAUCCGGCCGCUAUUGAGGAAAAAAAGCUGCGACGAGAUAUUAUUCCAGAAACCUUAUUUAUCCCCCGGAGGACUCCGACGGCCCCGGAUAACGCGGACGUCCGGGAUUUCAUCAAUGAAAGGCUCAAGGAGCACGACCUGGAUCCCACGGCGCCUCCCUACGACUCGCUUGCUACCUACGCCUACGAAGGGAACGACUCCAUCGCCGAGUCUCUCAGUUCCUUGGAAUCAGGUACCACUGACGGAGACCAAAACUACGAUUACCUCCGAGAAUGGGGCCCUCGGUUUAACAAGUUGGCAGAGAUGUACGGCGGCGGGGAAAGCGACAAAGACGCUUAACCUGGGAUGUCUGUUCUGCUCCGGCAAGAGGAAGUUAACUUGACCCACACCGUCUCCACUUCACCAUGUUUGAUAUUCCAGGAGAAUUUUCCUGCCACUCAGCACAGUUUUCUUUCCCCAUUUCCUUUUUAAUUUGUUCAUUAAUUACAUUAAUUCUUCCCUGUAGGAUGUCUCAUGGAAUAUAUACGACGUUUUAUUUAAUCACUUCCAAGAGCCAAAGCUAUGGAAAUUUAGUGUCGUCCAUCUUAGGAAAUAAAAGAUAAUUUCAGAAUCAUGAACAGGAUAGUCCUCCCUUAAACAACCUCACAGACAAGCCGCUUCUCUUAGGUACAUGCCCUGCCCUUGCAAAUGAAGCUUUUAAAAAGGUGAAGAAAAAUUUUAAAGUAUAUCCUGUUCUGUACAUUAAAUAAAACAAAAAACAAAAACAUGUAUAUGUGAUGUUAGUAGAUGUGAUAUGCAACCUGGUAUACAA